This is a messenger RNA of Phoenix dactylifera (date palm), 859 nucleotides long. RefSeq names its product large ribosomal subunit protein eL18y-like. The record is from RefSeq and is a predicted model, not a curated record. Gene Ontology annotation, molecular function: RNA binding; structural constituent of ribosome. Gene Ontology annotation, biological process: translation. Gene Ontology annotation, cellular component: ribosome; cytosolic large ribosomal subunit. NCBI's taxonomy places the organism in Eukaryota, Viridiplantae, Streptophyta, Magnoliopsida, Arecales, Arecaceae.
GGGCGAGGCGAGGGUGGGCCGCUCAAACCCUAGAACUGUAGCCGCCGCAGAGGGCCGUGGGCGGGGAGGAGCUCUCGCCAUGGGUAUCGAUCUCAUCGCCGGCGGCAGGAGCAAGAAGGCUAGGCGCACUGCGCCCAAGUCCGACGAUGUCUACCUCAAGCUCCUCGUCAAGUUGUAUAGGUUUCUGGUGCGAAGGACGGGGAGCAAGUUCAAUGCGGUGAUCCUUAAACGGCUCUUUAUGAGCAAGAUCAACAGGCCCCCCAUCUCCCUCAAAAGGCUCGUCACCUUUAUGCAAGGAAAGGACGAUAAGAUUGCAGUGAUUGUUGGUACGGUGACAGAUGAUAAGAGGGUUUACGAGGUCCCGGCCAUGAAGGUGACUGCUUUAAGGUUUACGGAGACGGCUAGGGCAAGGAUCCUCAAGGCUGGAGGAGAAUGUUUGACCUUUGAUCAGCUCGCCCUCCAAUCUCCUCUUGGGCAGAACACGGUUCUCCUCAGGGGUCCAAAGAAUGCUAGGGAAGCUGUGAAGCACUUCGGUAAAGCUCCAGGAGUUCCACACAGCCAUACUAAGCCUUAUGUCCGUUCCAAGGGAAGAAAAUUUGAGAAGGCCAGAGGAAGAAGGAACAGCAGAGGAUUUAGGGUUUAGGUCAGAUUCUCUUGUUUUUAUUCCAAAGGAUGAAGUAAUGGUAAUGUUUUUAGCAGGGAGGAUUAUUAUCAUGAAAAUUUUUGUUGUGUUUCAAUUUUGGGUACAAUUUUAAUAAGUCUGGCAGGUAUUUUCAUUUCCCCCUCUGAAUGCAUAUCACUAUCAGAAACGUUAAGAACCUUUUUAAGUUUGGAUUGUGGUGCACGUUUUGCUUCCUAA